Messenger RNA from Sungouiella intermedia, 3186 nucleotides. Lineage: Eukaryota; Fungi; Ascomycota; Pichiomycetes; Serinales; Metschnikowiaceae. The record is from the annotation of a GenBank genome assembly.
AUGCUCGGACGUCUAUUCAAGCAGUCAACGCUCCCGAAUUUGGGUGCUCCCUCCCAGAAUCAGUCAAUGCAUUCAUCUCAUAACAACCCAUCAACAAACGGUAACACUCAUGACGACUCAUACACAAGAGAAAUACUUUAUGCAUCACAGUGUCUUUCUGUCAAGCCGCUGCUUUUCAAUCCUCGGCGUUUCCGCCUUUUGGUGUGUCAGGACGGCGGAAACCUUCGAUCGAAGCAAGUACUUUAUGAUUCUGCUGCUGACCUGCUCACUUCAUCACCGGUUCUGACGCCUGGUGUUUCUCCGGCUACAUCAGCUCCUGUCCCAUGUGGAACAUCCGACUCGCAACUCUCUUCAAAAGUGGCAUCCUUGUCACUUCUGAGAAAUAGCUCUGUUGUUAAGCUCAAUGCACCGACACAAAUGGGUUCCAAAAACAUUUUACUGUCAAAGCAACUCUACAACGUCAAUGAAAUCAAUGACUAUAUGUUUGGAAGAGGCUUGCCAACUAACGAAAGCUGUACGGCGACAAAGAUACACAUGCUUCCUCAAGUCAAUCUGGUCUAUGGACCAUACCUGGCCAUCUUGGUGACUCGGUUGUUUCUGAUUGUCGACCCAAGCAGCAGUUAUGCAGAAACAAACGUAUCUUCUAUAUAUGACCGCAGCUGGCACCCUGCACCGGCAGUUCCAACGAAGGAAGCAUUUUUCAGUUACUCUGGAAAUUUUUGCAAGACACCAGGAACUCCCGCCGAGGGCAGCAUGGCAUCUCGCUCAUCGUAUCACUCCCGUUUUGCUAUUGGAAUCGUCAUUCCGCUAGAGUCAGCGGACCAAACAGCGGAAGAUGUGCUUGGUAGUAACUUGGAUGCCAUUGCACAUCACCUAGUGAUUUUGCAGAAGGUGGUGCUGAAAAAGCUUAUUUUGUGCUUGAAAUACUCCACUGUCAAUGGAGUAUGUCCCUAUAUCAAUAAUCGCCGUAUCCAAUUUCCACAGAACAUUUUACGGUCCGAUGCAGAGUUGCUUACUCAACUUAACAAGUUGGUGAAAUUGUUCUAUUUCAACACCAAUGUUCCUCGGCUCAUAAACACAAAUUCGCUUAUAAGAUACAGCAUUGAGAAUACGGAUUCCAAGCUUAAACCUUAUCUUCUCAACUGGGCAUUGGAGGUGGUCAAUUGGCUCGAAUUUAAGGAUGGCCGAAAUGUCUCUGCUUUUCAUCCCAACGGAUACAACGCCAACUAUAUUAACCACUAUACACGUCAGACUGAUGUUUCGGGCCUCUCCAGCACGUUUUUGGCCAGUUUACUUGCCCUAUUGGUGCCUCUUAGGCAUCUGCUUGGUUCAAACCCUAUGAGUGUUGAUCCAAGACCAAUGGCGACGUCAAAAGAGAUCACCAGAGUUGUCGUUAUGACGGGAAACUCCGCUGUCGCCAAAAAGCUAAUUUUUAUUUUGAACGGAAUUAUCCCAGACCACUCACUUCUGUCUCAGCUUAAUAUGUUGGAAAGUGAGACGUUGGAUCUGUUUUUUGACGAUGAAGACAAUGAUUCUGUCUUGGAAAGCGCAGACCAUGUGGAGCCACUUCUGCCAGCGCAACACAUAUCCAUAGUGAGCCCAUCGUCAAUCACUCUGGGCAUCAGUGCAUCUCCCAAUGAGACGAGUACGUUGAUCAAGCCAAUUCCCAUCCGCCAAAGAACGUCUCCACCUUCCAACUCUCCAUCGGACGACUCGUGUUCGGUUUCUGUCAACUCGACCCGUGGUUGGGAGGUUCCCGUGAAGUCUUCAACGAGCCUAUCAGUAUCAUCUGCAAAGAAGUCGUCUUUCACUACUGAAACAACCAUUGGAGCACGUCAAAUUCCAAUUCAGGGCCGGAAUUCACUCUCUAACUCGUCAUCAAUGGCGUAUCUCUCGUCGUCACUUAAUUCGUCGCUUUCUUCUAGUGCAUCCAACUACUCGUUGUCGAAACUUGGAGGAAGCUUCAUGGAAAAAUGGAAAUCUUCGUUCACUGGCAACCAACACAACUACCCAUCGCACAACCAGUUUUUUGAAGAAAAUCUUUCAGAUCUUUCCAAGAGACCAUCUAUUUUGUCACUCCGGACACCUUCACCAGGUCUAGACCCUGAGGAUCCAAUGUGGGAACCCACGGCCCAAUCACUCAGUGGGCUGUCCCCAGCACGCCAGAAAAUUUCUCGAACUCAGUCGAUGUUGGAUCUUUACAAUCACACAUCACAGACGAAGCGGCCAGUAGCGAGCGAAAUGCCAUCUGUCAAUUUACGGAGAACAAUGUCAUCGGUAUAUGUUCCUCUCCAGUCUGACAAAGGUCAAGACAUAAGGCUUUCAAACAAGGAACGUAUCAAACUCAAGUGUGGAAUGAUCAUGAGAACCAGAGUGUCUUUGGGAAAGAAAAUGGACCAGACUUUAGUUGUUAAUCCUGUUCAUAUGGACAGAACCUCAUCUUCGUCAACUUUUUUUGAGCAGAGCACAAUUACAUCUGAAGAAACAAGGAGUUCUGGGAUCAAUGAUUCGUCAAUCGGCGAUGUUUCCAACGCGCACUGGUUACCAGUCAACAAGAAGUGCGUACUUCCUCCCAAUGUGGCAUUUGUGGAUGAGUUCCGUCCCGAGUACAUGGUUCAGUCUUGUCCACUCAACCCCAAGCUAGAAGCUCAGGUGAUGAAUGCUAUGAAGAACGAUCUUCUCUUCUUCCAGAAUAAUUGCGGAUACGAACUGGUGACGUCUCGUACGGUGUUCAUCAGCUUACGUGCUCGAGAGAUCAAAACCAUCGAGAUGAAGGUUGGUGGUCAGGACAAACUGCAGACGUCGACGCAUAUUGCAGCACCAAUGCCGCCGUUCUCCCACUCACAGGUGACGCCACCCAUGAGCUCGAACUCCCCAGUCUCGUCGUACUUUUACGGGGCUGAAGUCAACAAUGUUCCUCAUGAGCGACGUGGAUCUACCAGCAACAACAACAACAGCAACAUCAACAGCAACAACAACAACAAUUACUCAACGGUGAUCCGAAAGAUCUUCACUUCCAAGCACAUUGGUGGUGACAAGAGUGAGAUCCGCAAGAUGGGAUCCCACUUGGAGAAAUUGACUGAGGUUGUUACCAAGAUCAAUAACGACGGAGCAGCAACCACUGCUCAAGAGAAAGAAAAUUACAACCAGGAGUUGUAUCGUACAAUUCUGCAGCUUAUUCGGUGA